AUGACUUUAUUAAGUGAUGAUGAUGGCUUGGGGAAAAAAGAACAGGAGAUGGAAGAAUUCAUGCACUUGAUGUAUGCCGUCGAAAAAACAGCAUGGAAAUCGUCUUUCAGCGCACCGGUGGCCAAGCGGUUGGAGAUCGGAGCCAAAGUGCUAGAUGCGGGGUGUGGGAACGGUAACUGGAUACUCGAACAGGCAAACAAUUACCCGGCAUCAGAAUUUAUAGGUCUAGACAAGACAUCAUCGGUAUUCCCAAGCCAAAUACGACCUAUGAAUGUGUACUUUAUGCGAGGCAAUUUAUUAACGAGAUUACCAUUCGACGAUGAUACUUUUGAUUACGUACGAAUGAGCAACAUGUUAACGGUAUUCAACAAGGAAAAUUACGAAAAGGCCAUCACCGAACUUGUUAGAAUAUUGAAACCUGGCGGAUACAUUGAACUAAGCGAAUUUGAGCAUUCUCCUGAAGCCGGUCCAUACUUUGCAAUGUUUAGCGAGGAAUUUAAACUCAAAGCCCAAAGCGAAAAGCAUGGAGAACAAUCUUUUCAACCAUCCGAAUCAUUACCAGAUUUGCUCAGUCAUACUUACGUCUUAACUUCGCUUCAGAAGGCUCAUCAACGUCUUCUUAUAGGUGGUCGUGGGGGUCGCUUGGGAAUGGCAUCGUACGAAAUGAUUAAAAUGUGUUUUGGGGUGAUCCAUGAAGAACUCUUAAUGUCUAAAUGGGCAUUGAACAAGGAAGAGUAUAUGGAAAUUGUUGCUGCACUUUUGGAGGAAUUAAAUGAGAGAGAGAGUUGGGUAAAUAGUUAUAGGCAUUGGGGGCGAAAAAUAGUUGGGAGGUGCGAUGGGAUUGGAAUGGGCGGCUGUAUAAUGUGA
Messenger RNA from Paraglomus occultum, 867 nucleotides. The record is from the annotation of a GenBank genome assembly. Lineage: Eukaryota; Fungi; Glomeromycota; Glomeromycetes; Paraglomerales; Paraglomeraceae.